UAUCGACGUGUGUCAAACAAAUGUCAAGUUUCCAGAGAGAAAAUGACGCUGCUAAAUCUCUGUUACGGAGGCUCGAGUUUGCAGUUACUCCCAUCGUGUCCGGGGACUUCAGUCACCACCGGGACAGAGCGGCGAUGGCAUCCCGGGUCUCCUUCACCCAGAGCCGGCUGGAAACGGAGCUGGAGCGCUGCCGGGCCGAGUGCCAGUGGGACAAGUUGCCGAUGAUCAUCGAGCAGAUGCAGGCUGCGAGGUUCCACGAAGACGAUGAUUACGGGACCCUGCUGACGGCCGAGGCGCUGCUGGAGGAGUGCCUGCAAGACAACAUGGACCUAUUGCGGCGCGCCACACCUUUGAGGGAAGAAACCCAGCCCAGGCUGAGCAGGGCCAAAGGUCACCUCAACACCAUCCUGAGCCGAGGCCGCCUCACGCCGCGGUACUUGAAUGAAGCUCUGCUGUUGAUGGCCAAAGUGCAUUAUGUGCAAGGCCGCUACUGGGACGCUCAGGGAAUGUGUGCCAGGGUGGGCCUGGAGGAGCUGACACUGAAUGACCAGCCCACAUAUCACCUGCGACUGCUGGCUGAGGCGUUUGUCAUUAAAGGUCUGUCUCUGGACCACCAGACAGUUUCUGCUGGGUCGCGGAUUCGUCUCUUAGAAAGGGAAGAGGAGAGUCUGUCGUGUUACCUCCGGGCCUGCGAUGCUGCUCUGUCUUUCCUGCAGGAGCUCGAUAAGACAGUAACGAUGCCCCAUGCCAAGACUGCCAAAGCCAGUCUGUUUCCUCCCCUUGUGGACAUAGACCUGGGCUACUUUCUUCAGGCUGCGUUACAGAGUGCUUACCUUUGUCUGCUGCACAGGGGUCAUCUUGCGCAGGGUGCUCACCAGCUCCGUAGGGUGCUCAGGGUGGUGGAGUCACGAGGGUCUCAGAGCUUCAGGAAGGCUGCAGCAAGGAAGUUAGCAGAGGUGCUGCUGAGCUCAGUGAGUGAAGACAGCUACUGGCCCCCACUCGGCACCCCACCCUCAGCCUGGCUCCACAGAGAGGGAGCCGCUGCCUCCAAAGACGUCAUCUACCCCACUGUUAAACCACCACAGCGAUACAGCAUGGAGGGUUGCUUCUGUCCUCAGGACGUGGUGGAGGAAGCUGUGUUGCUGCUGCUCAUCACAGAGUCAAUGGCCAGCGGGGACGCGGUGAUCAGUCGUCUGCCUGACCAGGCCGAGGCUCGUCAGGCCAGUCUGCAGGAUGCCACCUCUGUCUAUGAUCUGCUCACCAUAGGCCUGGCCAGGAGGGGGCAGUAUGCCAUGCUGUCUGAGUGUCUGGAGCGAGCCAUGAAGUUCUCAUUCAACGAGUUUCACCUCUGGCACCAGUUGGGCCUGUCACUCAUGGCAGCCGGGAAGGGUGUUGGUGCUGUGUCUGUAUUUAAAGAGUGUGCUAGGAUGAGACCUGAGGACCCAUCCCUGCCCCUGUUGGCUGCUAAAAUUUGCAUCGGUCAGCUGCACUGGUUUGUGGAGGCAGAAGCUCUGUCUCAGAGUGUGGUGUCCAUGGGGGAGGAAGCUGGAGAAUUUCUACCCAAGGCCUACUUGGCUCUGGGACUCUGCUACAGUCUACAGGCCUCUGAUGCUUCCCUCAAAGCAGAGCGGGACGAAUUCAACAAAAAAGCACUUCGGGCUCUGAGCAAAGCUCACGCAUUAGACCUUCUGGAUGCUCAGAUUGCUAUGUACUUGGCUCUGCAGCUGGCACUCGUACGCCAGGUAUCCGCAGCCAUGGAGCCCCUGCAGGCAGCGCUCUGUCUUCAUGGGGACGACUUGCACUCCCUCCACCUGCUGACCCUGCUGCUCAGCGCCCAGAAACACCACCGUCAUGCCUUGGAAACCCUGGGCCUGGCCCUCAGCCAGCACCCCGACAACUUCAAUUUGCUGUUCACAAAGGUGAAGCUGGAGGAGGCCCUGUUUGGUCCGGCCACAGCUCUGCAGACCUGUGAAGUGAUGCUGCAGCGCUGGCAGAGCUGCUAUGACGUCGGUCGCUCCAGUGAGACAGAUGACAGCAGCAGCAUACCGGUGGCUGAAAGGGCAGAGGUCAGCCCCGGAGGCAGGAAAUCCUCCAUCCACCUGACCCUGCCUGACUUCCAGGACACAUCCACUGGUUCACUGAGUCCGUCGUCAGUUGCACUGUCUCGCCUGGACGCGGCGCUCUCUGAGGUGUCGGACAUUAGCUCCUCCCGCCGCCAAGGACCCGCCUACAUCUGGACCACGCUGGAACACAUCUGGCUGCAGGCUGGAGAGCUGUUCAUGGCAGAUGGACGGCUAAAGGAGGCCCAGUUCUGCAUAGCUGAGGCAAGCGCGAUCUUCCCCAACUCACACUCGGUGCUGCUGCAGCGGGGCCGCCUGGCCGAGCUCCGGGGCCAACUGGACGAAGCCAAAGGCCUGUACAAUGAAGCUCUGGCCAUCCAUCCCACAGGAGAGCGCAUACUGGUGCACAUGGGUCGUUUGCUUGUGAAAAGUGGGCGUGUCCACCUUGGCGAGAAGGUCCUGCGCGACGCAGUCCAGGUCCACAGCACCUCACACGAGGCGUGGAGCUGCCUGGGCGAGGCUCUGCAGUCUCGAGCUGCCGGCCAGGCCCCCGACUGCUUCUUAACAGCACUGGAGCUCGAGGCGUCUUGUCCCAUCCGGCCUUUCACCAUCGUCCCCAGAGAGCUAUGAGGGGUCUGGGCUGUGAUGGUGGUCUCAGAUAAAGUUAAUAUUAAUUGCACUGUCAAUGUGUGCUAGUUGGGACAAUGUUCCUCAGAUGAAUAGUUUGACAUUUUUGGAAAGAGAAAACGGAUACCACUGGGAAAGAGUUUUUACUGCAUGAACUGUCUGAAUGUGUAGUUUAACUAGUGCGACACCAGCAUCUCAGGCUUCAACUGACUCAGAAUCACAUGCAUGGCACUUUGCCUUGUGUAGCCUCUCUUUUGGCACGGCUGUCUUUAGGCAUGUUGAAGUGGCUCAUUUAGCAAUAUGUCUCUCACAUUUCUACCACACUGCACACACUGGUGCACUCAGUAAGACCCCUGCCAAGUUUAAAGCCAGUCAACUGACCCGUUUGACAGUUGCACGAUUAACAGCGAGACAGAUGGAUUGAAAGACUAGGUCAGCAACCUGGUUUCCAUUCAAAUUCAUGGCAAAUCUUAAAUGUGUGAUAUUUCUUUCAAGAGUAGACGUUUUGUAAUAGGACAUGAAAGACGUUAUGUUUCACUUUGACUGUUAAUUGUGUUAUUGUAAGUGUGUGUGUGUAUCACUGUCAGACUUUAAUUUAUUACAGUAAUACUUAAGCUGUACAUUCCUAGCAUCUCCAUGUAGGGAUGUCCCGAUCCGAUUUUGUUAUCGGAUAUCUGUCCGAUAUCAGCCAAAAAACGAGUAUCGGAUUAUAUCGGACUGCCUCUAAAAUCUCUGAUAUAAGCGCUCCGAUACAAGCAGCCCAUUACUCUCCAGCACUUCUAUCCAGCAGCGCUCGUUGUGAUCACGUGGUAGGUAGCCGUUAGCACCACGCUAGCUCACGCUGAGGCGAGCUGCUAAAACAACAUUAUUUUAUAAACCAGCGCCACCUGUCGACUUCCAACAGCCUCCGUUUGUUAAUUAUACCCCCAAAACCAGCCAUGCCAAGAGCCUUCUGUGUUUUAAAUGUGUCCUGAAGCUCCACACAAGGAGCUAAGUACGUCUGCGGGCCGGUCCCCGGGCUUCGGGUUUACCUGCGGGACGAGUCACUCACAGUGUGUGGGUUGGGCUAAUCCAAAAUAGUGAAAACAAGGGGGGUGUUCUCUGAAGACACUCUGUUACCUGUGAAACUAGGGUGCUCUGCAAACACCCCCAUUAGCCCUUGGUACUUUCCUCCUGAUGAAAUUCACUGUAGACUGUAUGAAAUUAACAUGGCAAAAAAACGAAUAUUUUCAUGAUGAAGGUUAAAAUUGAUGUAACCCAUUGGUUAAUAAUAAAUGGUUCAGUUUUUCUUAUACCCACUGAUGCUGACUAUUGUUCUCUGUUGUUGUUAAUAUUGUUAAUAUCACUUGAUCAAGCCUAUUCUAACAUUCCACACUACAAAAUAAGCAAUUCAAGUAUGUAUGAUUUGUGCUGAUAUCGUAUCGGAUCAAUAUCAGUAUUGGCCAAUACUCAAGGCUGCAAUAUCGGUAUCGUAUCAGAAGUGAAAAAGUUGUAUCGGGACAUCCCUAUCUCCAUGUUGGAUGGAAACGAUCAGGAUUUUUGCACAGACAUAUGGGGAAAUAAUAUUGUUAUAAGGUCUGAAUCAACGUACAUCUCCCAUGGAGUUUUAGGUUGUGUAGUGUUUUCUUUCACAGCCAAUGGCAGGUGACGUAAUGUGAGUAAUAAUCAGAACCACAGUCAAUCACAGUGAUGUCCUGUUUGUGUCUGGGGGGGUAAAAUGUAUGUUGGAUUAUGUACAGACGCUCCACUCCAUCUUAAAUCUUGAAUGUCUUUUUUUUUUGAUUGACACAGCUUGUAUGUAUAUUAUUUAUAUACAUGUACACCAUUUUCACCCAGCUAGAAGAGACAUUCACUGAUCAUUUCACGUGUGUGUUUCCAUACAGUGUGUCUUUACAUGUUGCAUCACAAUGUGUAUGAGUGUUUAUUGAAGACCAUCUCUCUUGGG
This is a messenger RNA of Solea solea (common sole), 4632 nucleotides long. It is a transcript of the gene ttc7a, whose product is annotated as tetratricopeptide repeat domain 7A. Gene Ontology annotation, cellular component: plasma membrane. The transcript is spliced from 21 exons. The record is from RefSeq and is a predicted model, not a curated record. Gene Ontology annotation, molecular function: protein binding. Gene Ontology annotation, biological process: protein localization to plasma membrane; phosphatidylinositol phosphate biosynthetic process. Lineage: Eukaryota; Metazoa; Chordata; Actinopteri; Pleuronectiformes; Soleidae. The coding region runs from base 21 to 2690 and encodes 889 amino acids.